AUGACCACCUUUUCCGCCCCGCUUCCCGCUACCAGAUCGCUGCCUACCAACCAGUCGGCCCUGGCUGCUUCUUUCACCAACUUCCUUACCGUGUCAGUCCACCAAAUACUCUUCUUACGUUCCGUCUACCCACGCGCAACCUUCCUACCCGUGCGGGCAUACAACUACCCUGUCCGACAAUCUCGUCACCCAAAAGUGUGUGACUAUAUCAACGAUGCAUCUAUCGCAGUCGGGACAGAAAUCUUGAAAGGCACAAUCACCGCAGUCAGUAUCAUUAUUUCAUCUCUUCGCACAAAUCAGCCCCUCGAACGAUAUGCCUUUGAUCUUUCAGGCUUCCCUCGGGCUCCUGCCGGAGAAGUGAACACUACAUUUGAAGACAGAAGUGAAGAUUCAUCCAGGCCAGGUGCCCCCGCCUCAGAUCUGGGCCCAGCGCCAACCUCGGUCGACCUCGAAUCACAAUUCCGGGCCUGUCUGGCGCGUCUUGCGUCUGCAUGUGCGCGCCUGACCCCACUACCGCGAGAUGACGAAUUCAGCUUCACGGUCUGCAUUGAAGUGCGCGAAGAUGCACUGCCUCCCGCGGGUACCACCAAAGAAGAACAGACAUGGAUCGUCGCCGAACCCGGCAAAGUGCAUUUGAGAUCCUGCACCGCUCCUUUCUCCGUGUCAAAAUUACGGAAUGGUGAACCUCAACAGCCACCCCCUCGGGUCUCGAAUGGCCGUGCCAAAACAGUACCGGUACGACGUGUGGAAGCAGGAGAACUUCGGCUGGAGUUGUGGGUGGAAGAGGCGAGGCAGAAGUUUAAUGAACCGGUGGAUUCAGAGCAGCCUCCUUGA
Messenger RNA from Penicillium malachiteum, 834 nucleotides. RefSeq names its product putative mitotic spindle checkpoint protein (Mad2B). Lineage: Eukaryota; Fungi; Ascomycota; Eurotiomycetes; Eurotiales; Aspergillaceae. The transcript has a single exon. Gene Ontology annotation, cellular component: zeta DNA polymerase complex. The record is from RefSeq and is a predicted model, not a curated record. Bases 1 to 834 code for a protein of 277 amino acids.